GAGCAUAAACACAAAGAGGGAAAGCGAGGAGUUUGCUUGAUGUUAUAGUGCAAUGGACGUGAGAUUUUAUUCACCGCCACCUCCUCCUCCUCCACCGCCGCCAUCCCAGGCUGCAGCCGCUCCUGAUACUCCUUGCCUGGGACCUUCUCCUUGCUUGGACCCCUACUACUGUAACAAGUUUGACGGUGAGAACAUGUAUAUGAGUAUGACAGAGCCGAGCCAAGAGUAUGUGCCAGCCAGCCAGUCUUUUCCUGGUCCAAGCCUUGAAAGUGAAGAUUUUAACAUACCUCCCAUCACUCCUCCUUCUUUACCUGAACAUUCGCUGGUGCAUUUGAAUGACACAGAAUCUGGUUAUCCUACUUUGUGUCACUCAGUCAGCCAGAAUGGCCUGCUUCCUUUCCAUGCACAAAACAUGGAUCUACCUGAAAUCACCGUCUCCAAUAUGCUUGGACAAGAAGGGGCACUGCUUUCAAAUUCACUCUCCGUGAUGCAAGAGUUGCGGAAUACAGAAGGAGCUCAAUAUAGUUCCCAUCCCCAGAUGGCAGCUAUGAGACCAAGAGUUCAGCCUGGAGAUAUUAGGCAGCAGGGAAUGAUGCAGCAUGGUCAGCUGACUACCAUUAACCAAUCACAACUAAGUGCUCAGCUUGGCUUGAAUAUGGGUGGAAACAAUGUUCCCCACAAUUCUCCAUCACCUCCUGGAAGCAAGUCUGCAACCCCAUCGCCAUCCAGUUCAGUUCAUGAAGAUGAAGGUGAUGAUACUUCUAAGGUCAAUGGUGGAGAAAAAAGACCAGCUUCUGACAUGGGGAAAAAACCUAAAACUCCCAAGAAGAAGAAGAAGAAGGAUCCUAAUGAACCACAGAAGCCUGUUUCUGCCUAUGCAUUAUUCUUCCGAGAUACUCAAGCAGCCAUCAAAGGGCAAAACCCAAAUGCUACCUUUGGGGAAGUCUCUAAAAUUGUAGCUUCCAUGUGGGAUGGCUUGGGAGAAGAACAAAAACAGGUAUACAAAAAGAAAACUGAAGCUGCUAAGAAGGAAUAUCUGAAGCAGUUAGCCGCUUACAGGGCAAGUCUUGUAUCCAAGAGCUACAGUGAACCUGUGGAUGUUAAGGUAUCCCAACAACCUCAGAUGAUGAACGCAAAGCAGUCAGUGUUCCAUGGAUCUACACAGCCUCACUCAGCACUGUAUCUCAGUUCCCAUUACCACCAGCAAGCGGGAAUGAAUCCUCACAUAACAGCCAUACAUCCCAAUAUUCCUAGGAAUAUAGCACCUAAGCCCAACAACCAAAUGCCUGUGACUGUUUCCAUAGCAAACAUGGCGGUGUCCCCACCCCCAGCCCUUCAGAUGAGCCCCCCUCUUCACCCGCACCUCAGCAUACAACAACACCAGCCACUUACAAUGCAGCAGUCCCUUGGGAGUCAGCUACCAAUGCAGGUCCAGUCUGCUUUACAUUCGCCUACAAUGCAGCAAGCUUUUACUCUCCAGCCUGAAUACCAGAAUAUCAUCAACCCUACAUCUACAGCUGCACAAGUUGUUACUCAAGCAAUGGAGUAUGUUCGUUCAGGGUGCAGAAAUCCUCCAGCACAGAGUGUGGACUGGAAUAAUGAUUACUGUAGUAAUGGGGCCAUGCAGCGGGACAAAGCAUUAUACCUUACCUGAACAUGUUUGGGGAAAGCACUCUUCUUUCCACUGAGGAAUGCAGGGAAGUCUUCUCAUCAUGAUUGCUUUAUGCAGUCAAGGCGGUUCUGCAUUUAUUUAGAGAAUAUACGUUGCUAAGCACUUAGAACUAUUGAGCUGGUGGGUCAUUCACUCUGGGAAAAAAAUAGUCUUGCUCCUUCUUCCACCCCUUCCUUCCUUUUUCUUUUUCCUCCAAUAUUCUUUAAUGGACGUUGAUUUUCUUCUUUCUUUAAGGAAGGAGGCUUGGACCAUUCAAAUUUUAUGUUGGUUUUUAUUUUUGCUGUGAAGUGCUGCGCUAGUAACUGCCUUAGCAACUGUAGAUGUCUUGGAUAAAAGUCCUGGAUUUUCCAUUGGUUUUCAUAAUGGGUGUUUAUAUGAAACUACUAAAGACUUUUUAAAUGGCUUGAUGUAGCAAUCAUAGCAAGUUUGUAAAUAGCAUCUAUGUUACACUCUCCUAGAGUAUAAAAUGUGAAUGUUUUUGUAGCUAACUGUAAUUUGAAACUGGCUCAUUCCAGUGUAUUGAUUUCACAAAGGGGGUUAAAUUGGCAAACAUUCAUAUUUUUACUUCAUUUUUAAGCAACUGACUAAUAGUCUAUAUUUUCAAACUCUUUGAAAGAAAAAAAAGGAAAAAAAUAUUCCCAAAUGAGUUUAAUUAAACAAAAAUUGGCUUUGUAUCAUUAAUUAUACAAAAAAAUUAGUGUUGAGAAAAGAGCAAACACAUUUAUUUUGUACUGCCUAAAACUGCUUUUUUAUCACUUUAUGUGUAACAGUUAGUAAACGUCAUUUACGUCCUCUUAUGUAUAAAACUGCCAAAUGCUUUCUUGAUAUUUUAUUAGAAACAGAUUGGAAACAGCUAAAUUAUAACCUUUACAUAUGGCUAUGUAUUAUUGUUUCUUCAUACUGUGUCUGUAUUUAAUCUUUUUUUAUGGAAGCUGUUGCGCCUAUUUAUGAAAUAAUAAAUAUAGGUGUUUGUAAGUAAAUUUGUUAGCAUCUUAAAGAGAAUUUUUUUAAAAAAACUACUUUUGUUGGCAUCAACGUAUUUGCUGCUGGUGUGAAUACUUUUAGUUUUUAUGUGACAUGAAUAAAGUCAACCAGCUUUUUUUUCCUGGCAGAAAUUUUUUUUUCUGCAUUUCAUAUGUUGAUCUGAGACCAAAAUAGAAAAGUACUUCCUUGUAGUCAUGUAAGAGGGAGCUGUUCAAGUAAAAACUUUAUUUAGUCCCCAUUGGUGAUGACUAAACAAGGAGACGCAGAUUGCAGUCCAAAGUCUGAUGUGUGCAGGGACAUUCCCAUACUUUUCUAUAAAGAAAAGCUUUCUGUACAUGCACAGAGACUUGUUACAUGCUUGUAGAUACCAACAGGGAAGCCCCUGCACAUGUACAGUUCCAGAUAAUGUGCUGGGGUGAUAGAACAUGGCCACAGUUUGUAAAUGGAUGCCUUUUGUGGUCAAAGAAUUUCUCCCCCCUAAAAAAUGCAACAAAGAAGAAUUAAAACAGAAGAAGAAAACCAAAAUUUAAAGCUACCAAAAAUGCUUCACUUAUGAAGGCAAAAGAACUAUGUGAUGAUCUUUGUUAAGUAAGAAUUAGUAUAAAGAAGGCAAUUUCAGUGCCUCAUAAGUAACUACCAACUCAACAAUAGAAUAGAGAAUAAGAAAGACCAAAACUAAAUAUUAGAUCAUGGAUAGUUAAGUGUAACCCAUUCUGAGAUGAGCACAUUCUGGAUGCUACUAGUCUCAGUGUUCUCAGAAUGCACGUCCCUACAAAGGAAGGAACGCUUGUCACCUGAGUCCCGCUGCCAAUAUCUCACUAAGGGAGCUUUGACUCUCAAAAGCUCAUACUUUGGAAAUCUGGUUGGUCUUUAGGGUACAAUUGAUCUGGAUCUUGCUCUUUGUCUACAGACCAGCUUGGCUACCCACCUGAAACCAAAUUCUUCCAUUGGUUUCUUGAACAGGCCUGGGGAUGGGAUUAACCUAUCAGUUCCCAAUUAAUGUUGAUAGACAGCACUCUAGUUUUUUGGGGAGAGAGGGUCAUCCCUUUUCCCAUCCCAAGCCAAAUAGGCAUCAAACUGGAUCUUGGGCAACUUCAUUUCCUUUAGCCUGCUUGCCCCAGACAAUGAAUUCUGUGUUUGGGGAAGAUGAUAACAGUAGUGUUCUUCUUAACUUUGCUUGCUGUGGCAAAGUCUUAGAAACCUUUACCAAUCUAAUUGAUAAUCAGUUGGCCUCUAUUUCAUGUGUGAAAUAGAGACAUUGGGUUAAUCCAAUCCUCCCAAAAUGUAAAAUGCCUAAAAAUACAAUAUGUUUGUUUUGCAAUGAAAUUAGGCAAUGUACAACCUUGACUCACUUGAGCAUGUAAUAACUAAUAAAUAACACAGAUCAGAUGUAAUUACUCAAAUGGCUGUAGCUGCAUUCUAAUUUUCUUGUCUUGAAUCCAUAUAGGAAAUCAUGAUUACAUUUAUAAUGUAUUGUCUUUCUGUUCAGUAAUUUAUCAACAUACCAGCACUAACAAUUAGAUAAUGUUUUCUAUUUGUUUUGUUAUGGUAAAACUUCAUUUCUCACUCAAAUUAAUUCUAUAAAAAAGCCAUCAAUAAGUGGUUAUGGGAAUUAAUUUCAACAUAACUUGGUGCGAGAGUGUUUUACCUUCAGCAUUGUUUCUAGAAAGGGUAUGCUAACAUGGUAUACCAUUUAUUAAUUUCAGUAGCCAA
Messenger RNA from Eublepharis macularius, 4369 nucleotides. It is a transcript of the gene TOX, whose product is annotated as thymocyte selection associated high mobility group box. Gene Ontology annotation, biological process: leukocyte differentiation; regulation of transcription by RNA polymerase II. The coding region runs from base 53 to 1654 and encodes 533 amino acids. The record is from RefSeq and is a predicted model, not a curated record. Gene Ontology annotation, cellular component: nucleus. Gene Ontology annotation, molecular function: chromatin DNA binding. NCBI's taxonomy places the organism in Eukaryota, Metazoa, Chordata, Lepidosauria, Squamata, Eublepharidae. The transcript is spliced from 9 exons.